AUGACCGCUGUUACUUCUACUCCCGGUAUGAAACCAAACCUGACGUGGAAAGAGAAAAUCUCUCGAGCUUGGUCCGACACUACCAACGGCAGCAACGCUUUGAUUCGUAUUCUAGGCGUAUUGGCUGCUCUUGCUACGUUCGUUGCCGGCUUGCUGAGUAUGUUCAACUUCUUCAACAUGGUUACUAAUCCUCUGUCCUAUAUUCUCGGUGUAUUCUUUAUGAUAUUUGGUAUCGCUCUGACCUUCAUAGAGUUGUUCCCCGGAUCGAAACUCUCCAAGGUCAUUUUCUCUCAAGCGAAGUUCUUGAGUCAUCUCCUUGGUCGUGGUUCGUUCUACCUCUAUCUCGGUCUCCUGUUCACAUGUGGUGGCGUGCAACAUGGAUUCACGUCCAUCAUUGCUUUCGUUGUUGGUCUAUAUCUGAUCGCAGUUGCUGUUAUCUUCGGCAUUUGGGGUUUUACUCAUCGCAAGGAAGUGUCGAUGACUGAGCCUCUAAACGGCGCUACCAAUGUAUAA
Messenger RNA from Perkinsus marinus ATCC 50983, 513 nucleotides. RefSeq lists its product as hypothetical. The transcript has 2 exons. Bases 1 to 513 code for a protein of 170 amino acids. Lineage: Eukaryota; Perkinsozoa; Perkinsida; Perkinsidae. The record is from RefSeq and is a predicted model, not a curated record.